AUGUCGCAGCCAUCUCGACUUGAGAAAAAAGCUGAAAAUUGCCUCGAAAAGGGAGAAUUUUAUGAAGCCCAUCAAGUCUAUCGAACUAUGUAUUUUCGAAUGCUACAACAGGAGAAAUUCGAGGAACUUCUUGAUUUGCUUUGUUGCGGUUGCAAAAAGUUGGCGGCAGUUAAGGAAGCACUUGGAUCUAUAGAUCUUGCUGAACUGUACGCUGAGACACUGGUUAAAUCGAAGAAAGAGCCUAGUGAAGGGAUUCUUGAACAGAUUUCUAGUAUGGUUGAACUCUUCACCGAUCCAUCGUUCGUGCUCCCUACUCCAGAUGCUCACAAUCGAUUCAUUUCAAGUUGCGUAAAAUGGUCUCAAUCGGUAGCCACCAAAAGAAGGGAGAAAAGGCACGGUCUCAGUGAAUUACAUUAUGUGAUCGCCAAGGCGUACAUAGCUCAUGGUCAGUACGUGCCAGCACGAAAUCACAUGCUUUUUGCGGAGCAUCCAGAGGAGUUCGCUACUUUACUGCGUAAGAUUUGUGAAGAAGGAGGCUGUAAAUCGUUGGAGUCGGAACUUUUCUGCGUUCUACCUGCGCUACAGCUUCUUGCGAUGCACCGUGUUCAAACCGCAUCCAGACUUUUAGCGGCAUAUACAGCGAAUGAUGAUACACCUAAUGGAUUUCGCCAAGAACUGCUUAACUUCCUUAGGCUGGUUUGCAAUGCACUCACUUUGCACGAUGUUAAUUUGUUCGACCAUUUGGUCAAAGUUUAUAAGCCUCACUUAGACGCUGAUCCAAAUUACUCUAACUACAUUGAUAGGAUUGGGCACAUUUUCUUUGGACAUCCCUCACAGAAAAGGGGAGAUUCGUUGGGUGGCCUUUUCGGGAACAUAUUGAAAGGAGUGCUGGGAGAGAAAAAGGAGGAGGAUGAGAUUUUUUCUGAUUCUGAUUUCGAAACAGGAGUUGCUCGCACAACGCGAUCUGAGACAGAAGAUGCUUACGAGACAGCGGAGGAAUCAGACAUUGCAGACGUCCCGCAGUCAGGCGGACAAAAACAGCAGACAGUCGAGAACUUCGAUGAUCUCGAUUAG
This is a messenger RNA of Necator americanus (New World hookworm), 1074 nucleotides long. RefSeq lists its product as uncharacterized. Gene Ontology annotation, biological process: protein insertion into ER membrane. The record is from RefSeq and is a predicted model, not a curated record. NCBI's taxonomy places the organism in Eukaryota, Metazoa, Nematoda, Chromadorea, Rhabditida, Ancylostomatidae. Gene Ontology annotation, cellular component: BAT3 complex; cytosol. The transcript has 10 exons. Bases 1 to 1074 code for a protein of 357 amino acids. Gene Ontology annotation, molecular function: protein binding.